Triticum aestivum (bread wheat) is the source of this 2562-nucleotide messenger RNA. Its product is annotated as putative receptor-like protein kinase At4g00960. NCBI's taxonomy places the organism in Eukaryota, Viridiplantae, Streptophyta, Magnoliopsida, Poales, Poaceae. Gene Ontology annotation, molecular function: protein kinase activity; ATP binding. The transcript has 11 exons. Gene Ontology annotation, biological process: protein phosphorylation. The coding region runs from base 164 to 2125 and encodes 653 amino acids. The record is from RefSeq and is a predicted model, not a curated record.
CCAUAGUGUAUAUACCUUAUAGGGUUCCUAAUGAGAACAUGUUUGAUUCCUCCAGCUAGAGAUCUGUCCAGUUGUUAAUGUGAAGGCGUCCCCGCGCGCGCCGCCGCCGCCGCCGGGGACCUGGCCUUCUUCCAGCUCUCUUGGAAAAAAAUAACGACGUCCAAUGCAGUACUUAAUGGAGAAAAUGUCCUCGUCGGAUGCACCGCCUAUGUGUUUCGAUAUGUUAAAAACAAUCACAGAUGAUUUUUCGGAAAACAUGAAAAUUGGUAUUGGUGGCUAUGGAGAAGUUUACAAGGGAUUACUUAAUGGAGAAGAAAUAGCUGUGAAGAAGCUUUUUCCCAUCCAUGGAAUUGAUGAUGAGGCAUUGGAAAAUGAAUUUCGUAACCUCAAGAAGGUUCGGCAUAAAAAUGUCAUACGGAUGAUUGGUUACUGCUAUGAGAUAUCAUGUAGAGAUGUGGAAUACAAGGGACAAUUAAUUUGGUCUCAAGUAAUAGAAAGGGCACUCUGCUUUGAAUAUAUGAAGGGAGGAAGCCUUGCCAAGCAUAUUUCUGACGACUCAUGCAUACAUGAUUGGCGGACAACCUACAAAAUAAUCACUGGGACUUGCGAGGGCCUGCACCACCUUCACAAAGGAGGAGAACGUAAGCUUUUCCAUCUGGACCUAAAGCUGGAAAAUGUAUUGCUGGAUGAAGAAUUGGUACCCAAAAUAGGAGAUUUUGGUUUACCCCAGCUCUUUGGUAGUUCAUAUACCCACCAAAUAAGCUUUAUGAGGAGAACAAUUGGGUUCAUGCCACAAGAAUACAAAGACAGUCGUGGGGUGUCACCAAAGACUGACGUGUUCAGUCUCGGAGUCAUAAUUUUCCACAUGAUGGCUGGGAAAAAGGGCUAUGACGAUUAUUGGGACGCGCGUCAUCGUCCGAAUUUUUCCCCAAAAAUUCAACAAGAGUUUAUUGAGAGUGUACAAGAAUAUUGGAAGACAAAUAUGCAGACAUCCCAAGGUUAUAGAUGGGACAGAACAGACCUGCUAGGAGUAACGACAUGUAUUCAAUUGGCAAUGCAAUGUGUGGAGGAUGAACGAGACAAAAGACCUUACGUAAGAGAAAUCAUGGGUGAGCUCAAGGAACUAGAUUCUAAGAUGGAGCAGAUGUUAAAGGAAGAUCCGAAACCACCUAUACACAAGCUGUUUUACCAAGGGCUUGCUGAAGCUGAAAGCAUGCAUGCUACUGAGCUGAGGGCAAUGACGUUCGAGGAACUCCAUCGCAUGACAGAUGGUUUCUCUGAAAAGCAAUUACUUGGCACGGGUGGGUAUGGAAGGGUUUACAAGGGAGUACUUGAUAACGGGGAAGUGAUUGCCGUGAAGAAACUGUACAACCAGCCCGGACUAGUCGAAGCUGGUUUUAAGAAUGAGCUUCUGAAUCUUAUGAGGGCCCAACAUCAAAAUAUCAUAAGAUUGGUUGGCUACUGCUAUGAAAUACGAGAUAAAGUUGUUGAGUACCAAGGGAGAUUUGUUGUUGCUGACGAGCAAGAAAUAGCUCUAUGUUUGGAAUACAUGCAGGGUGGAACCCUUGAGGAGCUUCUUUCCGAUGAAUUAAUAAGUUGGGAGGCACGUUACAGAAUAAUUAAAGGGAUAUGUCAGGGUUUAAAGCAUCUUCACACGGGAUCCAAAGAUCCUAUUUACCAUCUGGACUUAAAACCUGCAAACAUAUUGCUGGAUAAGGACCUGAUACCAAAAAUUGGAGAUUUUGGCUUGUCAAGACUUCUUGGUUCAAUGGGAACAUUUGUCACAAAAACAAAUUCAGGAACACGUAUAUACAUGCCACCAGAGUACACGUACGGGCUACAAAUCUCCUCGAAGUUUGAUGUGUUCAGCCUGGGUAUUAUAAUCAUACAAGUAAUAGCAGGAGCAGAGGGCUACUACAAUUUCAAAUGUGUAUAUAAGUCUCCCAAGGAAUUCGUUGAACAUGUUACCGGAAACUGGUCCAGCCGGGUGCAGGCAAAUGCAAUGUCGACGGAAGCAUUACUGGAGGUUCAGAAAUGCAUCGAGAUGGCGUUAAGAUGUGUGGAGGACGAUCGAGCAAAGAGGCCCAGUAUAACCGAGAUUGUCGAAGAACUCAAUAUGACUUAGUAAACUGCGGCCUUAAUUUGAUGCUGAUUGAUGCCGGAGACAAAACCACCGCUGCAGCGUGAUCCAUAUAUAUAGAGGCAAGAAAUGCUGCAUGUGCGCGGCCGUGUGGCUCUUGGCGAAGUUGCAGCGGUAUGGACGUGUACCUGCAGAAAUAGGUUGCUGAAACAUGGAGCAGCUAGUGUCAGCAUCGUUCCAGCCCGUCCAUGCUCUAACAUGGAUCUGGGCAUCUAUGUGCCAUUCAGAUUGUCCCUUGAAGAGACGCUAAUACGCAGAGAUUAACAAGUCAUGCGCAUCUCCCAAAAGAUUAAGGAGUGCUCUGGCUUCAGUGGUUGCUUGACAUAUUUGGAGGUAGAGCGUAACCGGAGAAUUCUUCAUGGCGUUUCCGCCUUUGCCUAAUUCGUGUUGAUCUCGACCUGCUAGUCGAGCCUUUUCUUCCA